AGUCGCAGGCAAUAAAGUCAUGUGACAAAUGUAAUAUGGUGGAAAAUUUGAAGAAUUGAUAAAAUAUCGACAUAUCUUCCAAAGACAUUACAUUUUGAUCUUGAUAAAGCAAUAACUAGAUAGAUUUUUUUUCGUAUUCGUCACUUACAUCAAUAUCAACUCUAUUAAAAUGAAUGAAUUUUGGCUUAUUUCUGCUCCUGGAGAUCCUACAUGUCAACAAACUUGGGAACGAAUGAACCAACUAACGCAUAAGCAACAUGGCGUAGCAGAUAAUUUUAAAUUUCACAUUCCCGAUUUGAAAGUUGGAACAUUAGAUGUCUUAGUUGGUCUAUCCGAUGAAUUAGGAAAAUUAGAUAUAUUUUGCGAACAAGUAACCAAAAAAAUAGCGACCUAUUUUGGCGAAGUUCUAGAAGAUCAGAAGGAAUAUUUAGAAGAAAGAUUAUUGGCUAAUGGAUUGGAUCUUGGAACUUAUUUGACAAGAUUUCAGUGGGAUAUGGCAAAAUAUCCCAUCAAGCAGCCUCUAAAGAACAUUGCAGAUAUUAUUGCUAAACUGGUCAAUCAGAUCGAUACCGAUUUGAAGGCAAAGUCUUCGGCCUACAAUAGUCUAAAAGGAAAUUUAAUGUCGUUGGAACGAAAAGCUACUGGUAGUUUAUUAACAAGAAAUAUUGGCGAUUUAGUCAAGAAAACCGACUUUGUUUUGGAUUCUGAAUACCUUACGACACUUUUAGUUGUCGUUCCAAAGGCCAACUACAAUAUUUGGAAUACAAAAUACGAGAAAUUAAGCGAUAUGGUAGUGCCUAGAUCUACCAAUUUGAUAUUUGAAGAUAAUGAACACGGAUUGUAUACGGUCACACUUUUCAAGAAAGUUGUUGAUGAAUAUAAAGCUCAUUGUAGAGAAAAUCGGUUUAUUGUAAGGGAUUUCCUUUAUAAUGAAGAGGAAUUAGCUGCGGGAAAGAAUGAGCUGAACAAGUUAGCAACGGACAAGAGAAAACAGCUGGGGCCGCUAGUAAGAUGGCUUAGAGUGAAUUUUAGCGAGGCUUUCACAGCAUGGGUUCACGUUAAAGCUUUACGAGUAUUUGUCGAGUCAGUUCUAAGAUAUGGUUUACCAGUAAAUUUUCAAGCAAUACUCGUUCGCCCCUUAAAAAAAUCCAAUAAAAAGCUAAGGGAUUUACUUAAUCAGCUUUAUCAACAUCUUGACAAUUCCGCUUAUCCAACUGCUGGUGAUGCUCCAGCUUUAGAUAUUCCAGGAUUAGGAGGCAUAAAUCAGGCCGACUACUAUCCGUAUCUUGUCCAAAGAGCUUCACAAAAACAUCAGCAUCCGUACCAGCUCCAAUUUUAUCCGUUGUAUAAAUAGUAAAGUUAUACGGUAUACCUGAAUAAGAGAAUAAAGGUAGAUAUAGUAUAGCAUUUAUUGUAAUAUCAAUGUUAUAUUGGUACAUUUUUCAUUAUUAUAUAGCACUGUUAGACUAUUACAUUAUAUAAUGUAUAUAAAUAAUGCGAAA
Dimorphilus gyrociliatus is the source of this 1502-nucleotide messenger RNA. The record is from the annotation of a GenBank genome assembly. Lineage: Eukaryota; Metazoa; Annelida; Polychaeta; Dinophilidae.